AUGUCUCGUUUAGGAUCCGGAAAUACCAAUCGAAAUAAAUCGGGUAAUGGAGGAAAAAAAGAUAAACCAAUAACUAAUGGACAUCAACAAAAAAAUAAUAAAAAAGAAGAAUCUUCAUCAAGUGAUGAUGAUGAUGAUGAGCCAAUUCGUGUUCCAAUUCAAUUAAAAAUCGAAUUUGUUAAUUCAAUUAUGUUUCGUCAAUGGGCAUUAGCAAAAAAAUUAUGUCAAUUUAUGUUAAUGUAUGAACCAAAUAAUAAUGAAGCUAAACAAUAUGCUCCAUUAAUUGAUUAUAUGUUGGCAAAAGAACAAUCUUCUUCAUCGGAUGAUGAUGAUACAAGUGAUAAUGAUUCAUCUGGAAGUAGUAGUAGUUCAGAUUCUUCAUCAAAUGAAGAAGAAAAACAGAAUGAUACUGUUGAAAUUCAAACACCGAAACCAAUCAAUGCUUCGUUAUCAAACAAAUGUCCAUAUCAUAAGUGA
Rotaria sordida is the source of this 477-nucleotide messenger RNA. The record is from the annotation of a GenBank genome assembly. Lineage: Eukaryota; Metazoa; Rotifera; Eurotatoria; Philodinida; Philodinidae.